AAGUUUUGAAAAUAAACUUCAUAUAUUGUUAGCAGCACAUACUGAGUCUAUACUACUUCAGCUGACAUGAAAGUCUGGAAACUCUGUCUGUUCUUCUUUCUACGUCUGAGUUCAACACUCGGAGAGGACACAGUGGCAGAAGACAUCGGGGUCCAUCAGCUGGAGCGUUUAGUGGAGAUGCUGACGUCUCAGGAGUGCAAGGACCUUCUGUUCGCCCUCUCUCACCCGGAGGAAAACAUCGUCCAGCACCUUGAGCGCCUUUCACCUGAAAAAAAUCAACUCGAUCUUAAGCGAGCCAAGAGAGACUCCUCUGCUGCUGCCGAUAGUGAGGAGUGGUGCCGGACGGCCCUGACAGCCUGGAUGCUGAGGUUCGGCAAGCAGACCUACUACGACAGGCUUUCCCGCGCCUUGCAGCACAUCGGCAGAACAGACAUUGCCAUCGGUGAGAAACAAAUGGAGACAGAAAGAACACUUGUGCCUCCUGUAGCACUGAAUAAUUCUGUGUGGUGCUACAAAGAAGUAGGGAAGAACAUCAACCAGGAAAAAGCCUUGAACCUGAAACGCUACGUUGAAGAAUAUCACAAAUAUGUCAACUCUUUAAACUUCCCGCUAGAACAACCCGACACCAAGGAGAAACCGCGUGAAGGCCAGACGCUCAGAAAAAGAAGAGUGAGGGAUCUGACAUGGCGUGACCUGGAUCUGAUCGUGGAGCGGGCCCCCGUCGCUCUGUACCAGAAGGGGCCUUUGGAUGUAGCUCUGCCCCUCUUGUAUGGCAUCCUGCUGGGCUUCGGAGGCACCUUGCUCACUGGCGUCGCUAUACUCCUCGUCAUCAUACACGUCUCCAGUGGUAACCAGCAGAGCCGUCACCCCAGGGUCACCAGGAGCAAUCUCAGGGUUGGAGAUGCAGUGUUGGAAGAUGCAGCUUCUGGGAUAAUCGAAAAUAUAAGCAGCUUAGGGGUUUAAAUGGUCAAGAAGCCUUAAAAAUAAAGUGAAUUUUAACAAAUUUAGUGCAUGUACAACUAGUAUACAUACAUAAAUAAAGGCAAAAUAGACAUUC
This is a messenger RNA of Sebastes umbrosus (honeycomb rockfish), 1057 nucleotides long. Its product is annotated as transmembrane and death domain protein 1-like. The transcript is spliced from 5 exons. Gene Ontology annotation, biological process: signal transduction. Gene Ontology annotation, molecular function: protein binding. The record is from RefSeq and is a predicted model, not a curated record. Lineage: Eukaryota; Metazoa; Chordata; Actinopteri; Perciformes; Sebastidae. The coding region runs from base 67 to 963 and encodes 298 amino acids.